CUAGCAAAAGCACUGGCGAUCAUUGAUACUUUUAAAAAUAGGCCCACUAAAUGUCAAGCUUGACACUGCUAAUAGCGUUCCAAUUUCAAACAGCAAACAAGACAAAAACGUCUUGUUGUUAUGACGUAUACAAAUAAAUAUUUCUUGUUAUGUGGUGCGCGUGUGCUGUGUUCCAAAUGUACUGAAAUCUGUUUAUUUAGAAUGCUUAAAAUGUGUCGAAAUUAGGGAGUAGUCAUGAAGGCCAAUAUGCGUAGCAAGAACCAAGUGUAUAGUGUGGGUAACUACUUAAUGACCGGCAAAGUGCUUGGCAAAGGCCACUUUGCGAGAGUAGAGGAAGCCACCCACAGAAUAAUAGGCAAAAAGGUGGCCAUAAAGAUCAUUGACCUGACGCUCAUCAAAGAAGAAUACGCGCGGCGCAAUCUCCAUCGCGAGCCCAGAGUCAUGUCCAAGCUGCGCCAUCCCUGCAUCGCCGCGCUCUACGAAACCAUGAUGCACGGCCCACGGCUGUACGUGGUGAUGGAAGCGGCCGGUGGCGGCGACUUGUGCGCGCACGUGCUAGCCGCCAGGGGAGUGAGAGGCACGCGCGGCCUCCCCGAAGCGAGAGCGCGGGCGCUGGCGGCGCAACUGGUGUCUGCUGUGAGACACAUGCAUGCUAGGGGAGUUGUGCACCGAGAUUUGAAAAUGGAGAACAUCAUGUUGGACACCACGAAACAGUACAUCAAGAUUGUAGACUUUGGGCUAUCGAAUAUUUGGAGCGCGGGCGGCGCGCUGCGGACCCCGUGCGGCUCGCUGGAGUACGCGGCGCCCGAGCUGUUCGUGGACGGCCGCCGGUACGGGCCUGAGGUAGACUUGUGGAGCAUAGGCGUGAUCGUAUACGGAAUGGUGACUGGUGGCCUGCCGUUUACUGGCGCGGACGGCAGCGGGGGCGGAGGGGGUACGGGAGGGGCGGGGGCGGGGGGAGGAGAGACUAGAUCUCGGCCCCUGCUGCGAGCCGCCAUCGCAAGGGGGUUUACUAGGAAACAACGCGCUGCAUUGGCCUGCGUCUCUUCAGAAUGCAAGGCGUUCAUCCAGCACCUAUUGGAGCCCAAUGUGGAGCUGCGCAUGAAGAUCGAAGAAGCGGCGCGCCAUCGCUGGGUGCGACGCCCAGGCAUGAGGAUGAAAACGCAUCCUUUAGGCACCGUCGAACCCAAGACCAAUCGAGAGAUAUACAAACAAAUAUCGGAGCUUAGCGGGCAAACCUUCAUGGACGUCGUAGCGCAAAUCAAAGCGGACCCUUUCGGCGCCAUCGCCGGCAUCUACAACAUCCAGACGCAUCUACACCAAAUGACAACAAUGUCUGGCGCCGAUCUCCUAUGGUCUUCAAAUACACAAGAAGCGAGGCCCCUUACACCGCCCGAAUACCUCGCGAAGAAUGAAGAAGCAGAGGCAUCCAGCAGCAAAACAUUUACGACCCUGAAGACAUUCGCGCCCAAAAGACUGCCGAUGCCGCCUAAACUACCAGACCCAACUCCCAAUAGAAUCACUCCAAAUCUCCCUCUAAACGGUUCACAUGCUACCGGCCAAUCGAAUCAUCCAAUCACGAGACUCAAACCUAACGACCAAUCGAAACCGACGAAAGGCCCGCCAAUACAGAGCCCCAGGUUUUCUAUGGUCAGGCCAGUGACUGGUAGUUACGCACUAAAAAGUCCCGUGUUCAAAGUGUACGACAACGGCGACUGCGGGCUGGAUCCGAGGCUGCCGAGUAUAGAGGAACAUUCCAAUACAGAGUUGAGCGAUCCGAAGAAAUGUAUAAUGAGAAACAUGAGAACUCCUUGCGUUAAGAAGGUCAAUUUGGAAGAGAGGACGAUCAGACUAAACAGCUGCCCGAAUAGGAACGGGGAAGUGAAACGAUCGGAGUUUUACAGGAGAGCCGGUGAUGGAUUGCCAAGUUGGCGAGCUAGCGGGCCACUGAACGCACCACCAGCAAGAAUACUCCUGCAGAACAACGCCACUACCAUCAAACGAGCAUCCCUAGGUAACAUUGUCAGUCCGCACUCGUCGACAAACAGUCACUGCAAGAGCGAGAGAGGAAUACCUGUGGGAUGGUAUUCGAGCAGGGCUGUCAACAAGGAACCCCCGCACCUACAGCGAUGGAGACGAACGACACCCCUGAAAUAAACUUUGCUACACCUCUACGUUUUAACAACUUUUGUAGAACCAUUUACUUGUCAUCGUGAUUGUAAUUUUAAGUGAAUAAAAAAAAGUUUAUUCUAAUUAAGUACGGGCAUGGAUUGCUUUUGGACGGACGCUUUUUUGGAAUAUUAUUAACCCGUAUUGUAGUUUUAUUAGUUUUACAUAAAUCAAUAGAGUGAUAUUAGUUACUUUCAGAGUAUUUUAUUCAAGCUUAAUAAACAACAAAAUAAUAACUAACAAUAACAAUAAUAUAAUAAUUAACAAUAAUUAACAUAAAUAAUAAUUAAUAAUUAACAUCGGGUAGGGUGGAGUUAUCGGACCUAUCUAUAAAAUUAAAAAACUGGCACGAUUGGUUUUUCACAGGUUUUAUUUAGGUUUUAUUUUUUUUCACAGGUUAUUUCUGAGGUAAAAGCAUUCGUGCGAAUGGAAACACUAUCGGCAAAUGGAAUGCUUUGCCCGCUCAAGUUCUAUAAAUUAAUAAUAAUAAUCACGUUCUAUAAAAUAAUAAUAACAUUAUUUUCUUUAACAUUGGUUUAGUCACAUUCUAUGCAAGUGAUUGAAUCCACCUGAUAAGGCAAAUAAUGGUGUCGAUUCUUCUCUAAACUUAAAACUCAAUUUGACAUCAGUCUCUCCUUUGCAUUCUGUAUAGAGAAUGACAGGGAUGCACUGUUGUCAAAUUUAAGUUUAGCUUUAGAGAAUCAUGCUAGAAUCGA
Molecule: messenger RNA, 2885 nt
Organism: Chilo suppressalis (striped riceborer)
Lineage: Eukaryota; Metazoa; Arthropoda; Insecta; Lepidoptera; Crambidae
Source: the annotation of a GenBank genome assembly